Messenger RNA from Notodromas monacha, 1903 nucleotides. The record is from the annotation of a GenBank genome assembly. NCBI's taxonomy places the organism in Eukaryota, Metazoa, Arthropoda, Ostracoda, Podocopida, Cyprididae.
AUGAUGAUCGAAAGGCUUCGGAAGCCUAGUUAUAUCAUUGAUGAAGAAGCAGCACGGUUCCUGGGACCCUUGACGAAACCCGAAGGAAAUUUCCCACCGAUUUUCGGGAAUCUGCCCCAGGCGGAGCAGGUUUUCAAUCGCCGGGAACGUCGGCUUCCGAACGGGGUCGUGUUUGGAAGAUUCGGGUACAUCGACAGCGACGGGAAGCAGAAAGAGACCCACUAUGUGUCCGACGACUGGGGUUACAGGAUGAUCGAACCCGGGGCCAACGUCACCAUUUAUCCUGCUGCCGCUGAAAAUGAUGGGGUCGGUUCCGGGGGUUCCGAAUCCGCGAGUGAAUCGAAUGCAAGUUAUCACAGGAAGAAAAAUGGCGUCGUCAUCUUAUACACGUCCGAAAUGUCCAACCCGGACAAGAAAAAAAGGAAUAACGACGAACAAGUGUCAAUAACGGACCAACCCUCGACUUCCUCCUCGUCUUCAUUGUCUUCUGGCUCCGUGGCGGCGGACCUACCUGUGUACAGAGCAGAAACCGAGGUCACCGGCGCCCCGCGACCCUUUGACCCAGCUUCCACGGGCGUAGAGCUCUUCGCCGCUGUCACACCCGGCCCGAACCCAUCAGAUGCCCUAGAUCCCCAACAACGCCUGAGCUUUCGACUCGCGGGUUUCUCACCUGAUUCCCGACGAAGAGGCACUGUGACGAUAUCGAAAAUAGUCGGGGAAUCCGCGUUGUCGCCCGGGGAAGCCCUGACCACGCCUGCGCCGACGGUACCGCUAGCGACACCUGUUCAUGGCUCGGGAAAUCCGUCCAGCGGCAGUAGCAGUUUGCCAUACGUAGAUGGCAGUCCUAACGAUAUUUGGUAUCACGGGAAUCUGGAUCCUUCGCUGCCCGAGAAGCAUUUGAGUCUCGCUGGAAAUCGGGAUAAAGUCGACAGCUCUUCGUCGUCAUCAUUGCUGCAUAAUGACGACAGCAAUAAUAAGCAAUCUUUUGGACUUCGCAGACCUGGAACAGUUAUUCCUUAUCCUUUGCCGGAGUUUAAACCGAUCCCGAAGCCGGGUUCUUUGGAUGAUCCUCACGUCCAGUUGAUGUGGGUCAAUCGGGUUCAGGGGACGAACAAUGUGAAUAAUAACAACAAAAACAUGAAUAAUAAGGAAGAGGCGACACCUGGACUCGGAUUGGGGUUAGGGACUGGACAAGGAGCUUUAGGAAUACAGUAUCCAAAUCAGAAUGUCCUUGGUUUUCCACAAUAUCAACAACAACAACAACAAUUGUUCCAGCAGCAAAUUCAGAGACCAUCAUAUCCGUUCGUCUCCAACACAGGCAACAGAUUCCAGGGUUAUCCUUUUGGAUUUGGAACAUCGCAGCAUGGGAAUCAAUUGAGAAAUCCGCUGUACUGGAACAGUGACCCACUCGUGAGUUUUUACCGCGACUCAUUCCCAUUCUUCAGUCGCCAAUAUUACAAGAGAAUGCUGAAAAAUCCGGAAUCUGUAUCCGAAAACGCAGAAAAUCCCGCAGAUGAAGACUCGUCAGCAGUUCAGCAGACGGAAUUGGCAAAAUUUCCAGACGAUCAAGUGACGAAAGCAGAAAUUCAGCAGGAAGAGAUUCGAAAUGGGGAUCAUCAAUCAUCAGGGCUUGAAACGAAUGCCAGUGAACAUUUCGAAUCCUCUUGAACUCGUGGCCACUUUUUGCUUCUUUUUUUUUUUUGAAGAUGGAAUUUACUGAAAGGUUGCUUUGUUUUUUUUGGAUCAUUGUUUGAGCAGAUUCGGCGAUGGUUUAUUUAUUCAGAGAAUUUUUGUUUAAAUUGAGCGAUGUGCUUUUGAUUUUGUCCCAGUUGAACCGUACUGGUGUUCAUUGUUGUAAAGCUUUGGGCGGAUUUUUUUUUUUUGGAUAUCUUUAGUUGUUUUU